Molecule: messenger RNA, 2367 nt
Organism: Anoplopoma fimbria (sablefish)
Lineage: Eukaryota; Metazoa; Chordata; Actinopteri; Perciformes; Anoplopomatidae
Gene: prorp
Product: protein only RNase P catalytic subunit
Exons: 11
Coding region: 432-2315 (627 amino acids)
Biological process (GO): tRNA 5'-leader removal; mitochondrial tRNA 5'-end processing
Cellular component (GO): mitochondrion; mitochondrial ribonuclease P complex
Molecular function (GO): protein binding; ribonuclease P activity
Source: RefSeq, a predicted model, not a curated record
UCUGAACAUCAACACAGACACAGACACAGUCAGAGUUUACUGAUCCAAACAAUCCAGAGGAGCCCACGUGACCUAGUGUGACUUCACACGGAGACGUCGAGCCUUGAUGACGUCAUGUUGCGCGACUCUAGUCAUGCCUCCAGCUCCUUCAGUGGUGUUUAUUCAUGAAGUUAUGUAGAAAGAAGGAAUGUGGGUUUGAUUUUGAUUUCUACAGGAAGUGUGAGUUGCAUUUAAAUAUUCAUAACGACGUUUAGCUCCCAUGAGAAAGAGAUCUGUAUCUUUAAAGGGACUACUGGCAUUUGGAAACAGCAAGGUUACUAGCAGGCUAGUCUCAUUUUCAUGUUGUUGAUUCAUGCAUAGUAAAUACAUGCUGAUUUAUAACUGAAGUGAAUGUGCAGUGUAGUAAUAGAUCAUCUACAUUAAGUUCUAACAUGGGCUCCACCUUGAUAUUAAAAGUCAGAAUAUGCCUGAAACCCUUCAAGCCAUUCUUUUACCAGGGAAGCUCAGCCUUCUACACACUCAAGUCAUCACCGAUGCCCCUCUCAGCACGCUUUCUGUGCACCAGACACACUGACCCAGACCCAGGAGGCAGACAGAAAGACAGAAGGAACAGUGGACAGACUGAUGGUCAGGGGGGAGGAAGAAAUAGCACCAGCAGACUGUGGGAAGAGGAAUUGAGGGAUGGUGCUGGUAAGGGAAAAGGGAAAAGUUCCACUCUUUGGCAGAGGUCUUCUUACCCUAAAUCCGUGUUUGCUGCCGGGACGGCAAAGAGGACGACAGAGAUGCUGAAGCGGAAAACAUCUCGGUUUGCUCAGGAUGAGGAUCAGCAUGAAGGGGACCCUGACAGGAGGACAAGUAGAGGAGCAGCGAUGGUGAAGCCUCCCGACCGGCCUCUCUCUGUUGCUGACUGGAGGGAGCUGAAGGAGUCUCUGGGAAAUCGUGAACGCUUUGACAUCCAGAUGAUGUGUGCGCUGUUCACCUCCGGGGCAGACCUGGAUAUCGCCAAGUCCCUUCUGACGUUUGUAGCCAUGGAAACGGGGACGCUGUCUUACGAGCUGCUGCUACGUUACCUGACGCUGUGUGUGAGCGGCGGCCAUGAUGCAGAGGUGUUCGAUGUCUUUGACAUUAUGCAAGGAAGUUUCCCUUCUCUGGACACGGGGGCCUCCAGCCUCUUUAUCAAGUCCUUCAGCCGGACGGAGAGGUGGAGGGAGGCUAUCGGCAUCCUGCGUGAGGUGAAAAAGGUCUUCACCCCAUCACCACGCAACUAUGGUGAUAUCAUCGCAGCAGCGAUGGUAAAUGGUGACACGGCCACUGCCUGGGCUCUGUAUGAUGAGUUGAUGGAAAACGGACUGAGCCCGCACCAGGAGACCUGGGGCGCUCUGUUUAAGGAAGUGAGGAAGACUAAGGAGGAAAAAGAGAAGGAGGCAGAGGCCAUGUCUCUGUCUGAUCACCAGGAGAGGCUGCUGGGGAUUAUUCUCUACAUGAGGAACAACCAGAUCUACCCCCAACACAACAUCGCCAUCAGCAUCAGGGCCUGGUUUGAGAGUCUCACAGGGCAGAGAUGGACAGGAAGUUGGACCAGCGCCAACCCAAAGGGUGUGUGUAGGUGUUGUGGGUCUGAGUUAGAGUCCAUCCAGCUGACUGCUGGGGAGUACCAACAGCUGAAAGACAGAGUGAUGACUGACAUCAUUCAGGGACCAGAUGUUUUUAAAAAAACUACACCAGAGGAGUUGGAGAAGUUCAAGAUGUUUGUGGAGAGGAAGCCAGCUUUUGAUGUGGUCAUAGAUGGGCUGAAUGUGGCAAAUAUCAACAAGGAGAAAAGCAAGCAGUCAGAGACGUUGUUGGCGGUGGUGUCAGAGCUGCACAGUCAGGGCCUGACUGUUCUGGUGUUGGGGAGGAAACACAUGCUGCGGUCCUCCAGGUCCUGGGAGAGACACAACAUGAAUCUGAUCCAGCAGAAGGCUCAUUGCUUCUUCACUGAAAACAUCUCGGAGGAUGACCCCUUCUUGCUGUACGCCACAUUGCAGUCCGGGAACCACUGUCUGUUUGUGAGUAGGGACCUGAUGAGGGACCACAAGGCCUGCCUGCCAGACGGAGCCACCCGAAGGCUCUUCUUCAAGUGGCAGAGAGGCCACCAGCUGCUAGUGGACGGGUACGUCACAGCAGGGAGGAAGGUCCAUUUCCAGAGUAUUCCCAGCUACGACACCAUUGUCCAGACAUCAGCGGACUCGUGGCACAUUCCCUACGACGACACAGAGGACAGGAGCACCUAUGAAGUACCACAACGAUGGCUCUGCCUCACCACAAAGACCUGAACACACAACUCAUAUGUUUGAUCAUAACGCUGGACUUGUAAAUAAAUCAUGU